AAAACUCUCAUUUACAUAAGCGUCAUCCUCAGCGGCUGCUUUCAUUGGUUCCGAAAAGCACAUUGCUGACAUUACAACCAAUCAUCUUAGCAAUACAAGCAGCAUAGCUUCUCGCAUAGUGGUAGAAAGGUAGCGUGGGGCUUGACUAUAGGAAAUACUGUCGAAGGGUACUGUCUGAUUGAGCUAUCAAAAUGGGAAGGAAAGAUGGAAAACCAAGAGGUCGCAUGUCAUCCUAUGCAUUCUUUGUGCAGACAUGCCGCGAGGAGCACAAGAAAAAAUGUCCCGACGAAAAUGUUGUUUUUGCUGAGUUUACCAAAAAGUGUGCUCAGAAGUGGAAGGAAAUGAGUGCAAAGGAAAAGCGGCGGUUUGAGGAAAUGGCAGAGAGGGACAAAUCUAGGUAUGAGAAAGAAAUGUCCAACUAUGAUCCACCGGCCGGGAGCUCAACAGGCAAGAGGAAAAAGCGAUCCAAAGAUCCAAGUGCACCCAAAAGAGCUUUGUCUGCCUUCUUCUUCUUUUGCGCUGAUGAACGCCCCGAUGUGAGAUCUAUACAUCCUGAGUGGUCUGUAGCUGAAGUUGCUAAGGAACUGGGAAAGCGUUGGGAAAAAAUAACAAACAAAUCUAAGUUUGAGGCCCAAGCUGAGGCGGACAAGGCCAGAUAUGCAAAGGAAAUGGAGGUGUAUAGAAGUGGGGGAUCUGUGGUGAAAGCCGCCCCCCCUGCUAAGAAACCGAAGCCUCAACCAAAGGAAAGUGAUGAAGAUGAAGAGGACGAUGAUGAGGAUGAAGAUGACGAGUAAUCAGUCAACACUAGAGAUGUAAGCUGGCCAGAGCCAUUGUCUCACUUCGGAACAAAUGAAGCCUUUUACUUGUACAUAGACAAAGGUCUUUUAUGAAAAGUGCAUUGGGUUAUGAUUUUUCCCCUCCCCUUUUUUGUUAGGUAUAUCUGGCUGUGCUCUAAUACAGGAUAUGUUCUGUGUUUAGGAAAAAUCAUGGCAGAAUUUACUUUAAUGUUGUUAGAGGUAUGAGAUUUUGACCAUAUUUGCACUAUGUGUUAAUAUGGCUUAGUGCAUCAUGACAUUAUUAUAAUUAAAAAAAUCAAAACUAGAGUUGAUACAUUUUUUGUUUCCAUAGAAUGGCUCUACAGGAUCUCAUGAAUUCAUUAAAUUUCUCAUUAUGUUUUGUGUCCUUUAAACCAUAGAAUUAAAAUGGAAACUGAAUCAUCACUAUUGUUCAAACUUUUUUUUUGAAGUUGUAUAAAUUAGAAGAAUAUUUAUAUUUCUUACAUUGUUCUGUUUAAUAUUAUUUUUUAAUAUUGUAAAUUAAUUGCAAUAAAUAUAUGUAUAUCUUUUA
This is a messenger RNA of Ostrea edulis (European flat oyster), 1347 nucleotides long. Its product is annotated as high mobility group protein DSP1-like. The transcript has 5 exons. Gene Ontology annotation, molecular function: DNA binding, bending. Bases 192 to 794 code for a protein of 200 amino acids. NCBI's taxonomy places the organism in Eukaryota, Metazoa, Mollusca, Bivalvia, Ostreida, Ostreidae. The record is from RefSeq and is a predicted model, not a curated record. Gene Ontology annotation, biological process: regulation of transcription by RNA polymerase II.